This is a messenger RNA of Erinaceus europaeus (western European hedgehog), 1013 nucleotides long. It is a transcript of the gene IFT27, whose product is annotated as intraflagellar transport 27. NCBI's taxonomy places the organism in Eukaryota, Metazoa, Chordata, Mammalia, Eulipotyphla, Erinaceidae. The record is from RefSeq and is a predicted model, not a curated record. The coding region runs from base 292 to 852 and encodes 186 amino acids. Gene Ontology annotation, molecular function: GTP binding; GTPase activity. The transcript is spliced from 7 exons. Gene Ontology annotation, cellular component: Golgi apparatus.
CCCCAGGUGAUAGGGCUCCGAGGGUCGCGGAGUGCUCCUUCCCGGUCUCCACCGCCAGGACCCCCGAAGCCUUGCUCGCGCUUGUCCAGGCUGCCUCCUGAGGCAGUGAGCCGUCGCCCAGCCCUAGCGCUGGGCUCCUGCCCCCCGCGCUGCCCCGAGCGUCCUGGCCGACCUGCCCGGGUCCCCAUCGCGGCCCCGAGUGUCAGCCACCCCGAGCCCCUCCCACGCAGGCCCCCUAACGCCUCUGGCCACCGCCUUUCCUCCUCUGGUCCCUGGAGGUGGUCGGUUACUAUGGUGAAGCUGGCGGCCAAAUGCAUCCUAGCAGGGGACUCAACAGUGGGCAAGACAGCCCUGGCACAGAUGUUCCGCACCGAUGGAGCCCAUUUUCAGAAGAACUAUACCCUGACAACAGGGGUAGAUCUAGUGGUGAAGACGGUGGCCAUCCCUGACACAGAGGACAGCGUGGAAUUCUUCAUCUUUGACUCUGCAGGCAAGGAGCUAUUCUCAGAAAUGCUGGAUAAAUUGUGGGUCAGUCCCAAUGUCCUGUGCCUCGUCUAUGAUGUGACCAGCGAGCAGUCCUUCAACAACUGCAGCAAGUGGCUGGAAAAGGCCCGGGCACAGGCGUCUGGCACCUCCCUCCCAGGUGUGUUGGUGGGGAAUAAGACAGACCUGGCUGGCAGGCGAGCAGUGGAAUCGGCGCAGGCCCAGGCGUGGGCCCAGGGCCAAGGCCUGGAAUGUUUUGAAACAUCAGCGAAGGAGAUGGAGAACUAUGAAGCUCCCUUCCACUGCCUGGCCAGGCAGUUCCAUCAGUUGUACCAGGAGACGGUGGAGGCCUUCCAGGCACUGGUGUGAGGGGCCAGAGCGCUACUCCCUGCCAUGGUUCACGAGUGCUAUCGCUGUCUCCCUGGAAGAUGAGAAAAGAAGAUGAAAAAAAAAAAAAAAGAUGAAAAAAGGACUUACCUUCGCCUCUCACAGUCCACCGGGAUGACUUUAAAUAAAACGAGGAGACAGUG